CAGGUGGAGCUGAACACCAUCGCCUCCUCCUUUGGCUGCCUCAGCACCCUGGUGGCCCGCAUGCACCGAUACCUGCUGGGCCGGCUGGGGGCCGGCGAGGCCGAGCUGGCGGCGCUGCCGCAGCACAACGCCAUGGACGGGAUCGUGGACGCGCUGGGGGUGGCAGCGGCAGACUACGGCGCCCCCGGCGCGGUGGUGGUGAUGGUGGUGCAGCCAGGCGAGCGCAACGCGUACGACCAGCAGUGGCUGCAGACGCGGCUGUGGGAGCGGCACGGCGUGCGCACGCUGCGGCGCAGCCUGGCGCAGCUUGCGGCUGAGGGGCGGCUGGGUGAGGGCGGGCAGCUGGAGGUGGGCGGCCACCCCGUGGCUGUCGUGUACUUCCGUGCGGGCUACACCCCAGACGACUACCCCAGCGAGCGCGAGUGGGCGGCGCGGGUGCUGGUGGAGCGGUGCGACGCCUACAAGUGCCCCACGGUGGCCUACCAGCUGGCGGGAGCCAAGAAGAUCCAGCAGGACCUGGCGCGGCCUGGGGUGGUGGAGCGGUAUGCUGCCAGCGCUGAGGAUGCCGCGCUGCUGCGCACCCUGUUUGCGGGCCAGUGGGGGCUGGAGGAUGUGGGCGACCCCGCCACCGCCGCCGUGGUGGCAGACGCGGUGGCGCACUCGGAUCGGUAUGUGCUCAAGCCGCAGCGCGAGGGUGGGGGCAACAACUAUUACGGCGAAGCGAUGGCGCAGCGGCUGCAGGAAGGGGGUGGCCUGGCGGCCUACAUCCUCAUGCAGCGCAUACAGCCGCCCGUCAACCGCGCCGUCAUGGUGCGGCGCGGGGUGGCGGUGGAGGCGGACACGCUGUCUGAGCUGGGCAUUUACAGCGCGUAUGUGCGGCGGGGCGGCGAGGUGCUGCUGAGCGCCGAGGUGGGGCACCUUGUGCGCACCAAGAGCGCAGACAGCAACGAGGGCGGCGUGGCGGCGGGCUUUGCCGUGCUCGACUCGCCCAUGCUG
Chlorella variabilis is the source of this 996-nucleotide messenger RNA. RefSeq lists its product as hypothetical. The annotation marks the transcript as partial. Gene Ontology annotation, molecular function: glutathione binding; glutathione synthase activity; ATP binding. Gene Ontology annotation, cellular component: cytosol. Gene Ontology annotation, biological process: glutathione biosynthetic process. The transcript has 3 exons. Lineage: Eukaryota; Viridiplantae; Chlorophyta; Trebouxiophyceae; Chlorellales; Chlorellaceae. The record is from RefSeq and is a predicted model, not a curated record.